CUAUUUCAGGAUAUGCUUUAUGUUUUGGACUCUUACUAUGGCUUCCGACUUCCUACACUUUUUGGCUCUAUACUUUAUCCCUUGUAUUCCAAAUUUCCUCAACCAUUUUUGUCACUCUUCACAGUCCUAGCUUGCUAUACUUUUCAAGGAAAUAAUUUGGCUACAACAUUUAUUCUGUUAAAUAGACUUACAACUGUUGCUUUUCCUUUUUAUCAUGAAAAGGUAAAUAAAUAG
Molecule: messenger RNA, 234 nt
Organism: Meloidogyne enterolobii
Lineage: Eukaryota; Metazoa; Nematoda; Chromadorea; Rhabditida; Meloidogynidae
Source: the annotation of a GenBank genome assembly